Molecule: messenger RNA, 3410 nt
Organism: Chara braunii
Lineage: Eukaryota; Viridiplantae; Streptophyta; Charophyceae; Charales; Characeae
Source: the annotation of a GenBank genome assembly
GUGGUAGACAGACUGGAAAGACAAUACCUGGCAAACAAAAUCAUCAAAUGGAUAUUACCAAUGCCGGACUUCUUGCCCCCCCAUGUGGGAACGAUGACUAUAGUCUUGGAAGUGAAGGCCGACGACCCACCGGUCUUCCCUCCAAUGUGGGAAUUCCAACUCCAGGACAGGGUGCAGGAAAUCACGGUCUCCACUAAAACGUCCCCUAUCUGCUUUAGAUGCAGAGAAAGGGGCCAUGUGGGAUCGGAUCCCCCGUGCCCCAAGUACCCAAAGAAUCAGAAGGAGAAGAAGUUGCUUCCCAACAAGCUGGUCGAGGUAGAGGGUGCUCCGAGGACAUGGUACAUAGUUGAUCCCAUGUAUGAUGGCUGGGUCUUCGACGAGAACCUGGAGGAACCGGAGUGGGUGUGGCAUUUCACAGAUAAGGAACCAACGACGAAGAAACCCGACAUCUUCCCUCUGGCAGAUAGCGGAUGGCAGAAAAAGGCCACAGGGAAAGAGACAGACAACCCAGCGAAGAUCAGAGCAGUCCCGAUCAAUGACUCCCGGGUCAUUCUGGAGGAAAAGACAAGAGAGAACCUGAUCUGGGACUUGGAUCUGCUGGAUCAGACAGUUCUGGACGCAUUGCCUUUGGUAUUGCGAAGAGAGCUGGAGCAUGCUUAUGAAGAGAGAGAACGUGGAGGCAGUAGUUCGGGCAGGGGAAGAGCUCUGCCUGCUGGAGGAAACAGGCGUGGUGGUCCCCACGCAGUUGGCCGCCCAAUUGUUGGAGAAUAUACGCAUCCCAGACGGGGCAGACCUCCUGCAGCUGGCCCCGGUGGAAGAACAAGAAGACUCCCUCCACGGUUCUCAUCGGCGAGUGUUGCGGAGCAGGCUCGUGCCCUGGUGCGCUCUAUGAGGGGUACUGGAGCAGCAAGCAGUGAAAGGAUAGACGGACGUGUUCCCGUACAAACUCGAGCAUCCGUCUCUCUGCAAGACCAGGAAUCUGGGGGAUCUACACUUCCAACAAGAAGAAGUGAGCAGCCCGGCAGUGGCGGCGGCACUGUUGCACGCGAUCCAUUGGGCAUGAUGAAUCGCGCACCAACACGUCAGAUGGUUGAAAGCAGGUCAGAUGGAAAAGAUCAACCACCAGUACCUCUCCCCGAGAACUCCAAUCCAAACAGCAGCAAGGACAACCCAAUCGGACAAAGCAUUGCGACACCAAGGCAGGAUGAAAUUCAGCAAAAUGCCAUGAGCGAUGGCGGUACCGCCGGGAAGGCAGCACAUGUUCAUGAAGACAGUGGUUCAGAUGGUCUGGUCGUCACGCGGUCAAACAGCAACACUGAUAAUCGACAAGUGGGUGUGGGGGGAGGGAUGAAUCUGGGGAUGAAUCUGAGAAGUGAAGAGAAAAGGCCACAACUCAAGGUGCAGGGAGGGAGAGAAGGGGGGACCACGAACAUGCUCCCGGAAGCUGCAAGCAGUGACUCCAGUGAUCUCCAUAGACAUUUGAGAAAACCACUGAUCGGUAAGGACCAACAGGAGGGGGUGAACAGUGUUGGCCCUGAUGGUAGUGGUGGAGGAGCUUCUAGUGAUCGCCAGGCGGACGCUUCUAGCAACUACCAGGCGGAGCAGAGGCACAAGGCCGGUGAAGGCACAGGGGGGGUUUUGGCCUCGGGUUAUCGAAUGGAUCAGCGUCCCGCAUUCUCCCCGCUGUCAAUGUCUCAGGUCGACAAGCAUGUUCUAGCCGAGCUUCCGACUCCUAUACGCAUGGAAGUGGUCCACGGUAUUGCCCCUCACAGGGAUUGGACAAAUGCUGCCAACAGAAGCAUGCUCCCGAAAGCUGCAAGUAGUGACCCCAGUGAUCUUCAUGGAUGUCUGAGGCAGCCCGUAUCGGGUAGUGACCGUCAGGACGGAGUCAACACUGCUGGCCAUGAUAAUACAGCUAGAGGAUCUUCUAGCGACCACCAGGUGGACACUGCUUCUACCGACUACCAGGCGGAACGGAGCCACAAGACCGGCGAAGUCGCAGCAGAUGUUUCGACCCCAAAUCGUCAAAUGGAUCAGCGUCCCUCAUUCUCCCCACUGUCAAUGUCUCAAGUCGACAAGCAUGUUCUAGCAGAGCUUCCCACUCCUAUACGCAUGGAAGUGGUCCAUGGUAUUGUUCCCCACAGGGAUAGGAGAAAUGCUACCAACCACCAUGGCAGAGAAAGAGUUCUUCCCAGUGACAGUCGGAUAGAGAAGACGAAUGUCACUCCCAACAGCCGGCAUGCAAGGGUCGAGGACUCGUCAAGUGGAAUGGACAGGCGGUCAGCGUUCUCCCCUCUGUCGAUGUCUCAGGUGGACCAGAGUGUUCUUGCAGAGCUUCCCACUCCAGUGCGUACGGAUGUGAUGCGAAAUCUCUCUCUUCACCGGGUUGGUAGAAGAGAAGGGUCUCCCCAAGCAGAAGGACGCAUCCGCAAUCCCCCAUCGCCGCCAUCGGUGCCUUGCCAUACUGGUGGAAGGGAUAAUCCUCUUAGGGGUGUGGAGGGUAAACCAGGAUCAGAAGGAAUUUCAGAGAGAGGAGAAACUAUCGCCGAGGCUCUGGAACAUGUUGAUCUGUGGGAGGGUACCACCACCCCCAAGUGGAUGCAGCUUUGUCGCAGCGGGCUCCGAUCCCUCCAACUGAUGAUGACAGCUGUGGAAACAGGGUUUCCUCACCAUCCCUGGAGAAAUGGACUUCAGCUUGCAAGGGAGAUCCAGGGAUCGAAUCCACACGAGAGCGGAAUCUCUUUGUCAAAGUUGCUGAAGCAGCUUGUAUUGGCACCUCCUUCCGUUCCAGUUGUGCCAGAGCUAGAUAGCAAUGAUGAAGAUGGAGAGCGAAGAACGCAACUACCUGUAGAUUCUGGUAGGUCAAGAACUGAAUGUAAAGAUUAUCAUCCUGACCGCACCGCUGCAGGUGGUCAGGAAGCUGCUGCUGUCGCUGCCGCUGCUGGAGAUAUGUCCGCCGAUGCCAUCGGGGUGUACACCCGACUGAUCAUAGAUUUUGUCCAAGCCAUCGUCAAAGAGGACCUUGAAGAGAUCCAGAGUGUGAUGCAGUUCCUACACAGGUUGGGAACGAAAUGGGAGUUCUGGAGGAAGGUGGAGUUACAAGCCACUCCUGUGGUGCAGGCUGUCGUGUCCGAAGAAUAUGGUGGAGCUCUUGCCCUCCCAAUGUAAGAUUCUGCUCGGACGUUUAUAAUAAUACUUCACAUCACCGGAAGACAUUCGCGGUUUCUCCUCAAGAAACGUAUUAUAUAGGCUGUACCAGAAACUGACAAAUAUUAUAUUGUUCUUAUGCUGGGAAUAGGCGGAAGGUUGUCCUUCGGGACAUCUGCUAAAAUUGGAACGAGACAGAAAAGAUUAGCAUAGCCCCGGGCCCUGGCACAUAAAACUGCCAUAAAUCAAGAAAUAGUUCAAAU